AGCCUGCCUGGGAGAAUAAUGUCUUUGCUUUCUCCAUGUAAAAUACACUUCUGAAUAAACUCCAAACCAAAUCCAAAAUGCUUCUAUUAAUAAUAAUAAAAAUUAUUAUUAUUACGGCACUUUUCGAGCCCGGUUGGAGCUUUAUCAUUACCUUGGAUGCCCACGAGAGCGAGUGCUUCUACGAUUCGGCAAAUGUGAAUGAUAUGGUCACCAUUACCUUUGAGGUCAUGGAGGGCGGCUUCAAGGAUGUGGGCGUGGAGAUCUCUGGACCGGACGGGGACUUGAUGCAUCACGAGGCCCGCGAGACCACCGGCAGCCUCACCUUCACGGCCAUCAAGAAGGGUCGCUACAAGUUGUGCUUCGACAAUGAGAUCUCCACACUGACCCCCAAGAUUGUCAUGUUCCAGUUCCAUGUGAUGAAACCCCUGGACUACUAUGCAGAUCCCAGCAAGCGAACGGAUGAUGUCCUGGAGCAGGCCGCGUUGCAGACGACGCUGAACCUGCUCUCGGCCAGAAUGGGAGCGGUGCGAGUGGAGCAGGAAUAUAUGCAUUACCGUUACCGGGGACACUUGGACAUCACCGACAGUGUCCAGGAUCGCAUCCUGGCCUGGAUGGUCUUUGGGCCCAUGAUGCUGCUUAUAACAACGGUGCUGGAGGUGUACUACCUAAAGCGUUUCUUCGAGUUCCGGCGAGUGGUUUAAGCCUUGCCUUUACCAAUAAAAAGCAGCUUGAAAAAAAUUCUAUUAAAUCGCAAACCAUUUAUCAAAUAUUCCAUAUAUAAACCUACUUCCACGCGAAGGCAAAGCCCUAGGAUGUAAAAUCGAAAUAAAAUUCUUGGAAAAUAACCAUCAGAGAGAUGGAUUUCCCCUCUAGAGCUGGCA
Molecule: messenger RNA, 881 nt
Organism: Drosophila serrata
Lineage: Eukaryota; Metazoa; Arthropoda; Insecta; Diptera; Drosophilidae
Product: transmembrane emp24 domain-containing protein 2
Source: RefSeq, a predicted model, not a curated record